Carya illinoinensis is the source of this 2426-nucleotide messenger RNA. RefSeq names its product ATP-dependent zinc metalloprotease FTSH, chloroplastic-like. Gene Ontology annotation, cellular component: membrane; chloroplast thylakoid. Lineage: Eukaryota; Viridiplantae; Streptophyta; Magnoliopsida; Fagales; Juglandaceae. Gene Ontology annotation, biological process: proteolysis. The coding region runs from base 95 to 2248 and encodes 717 amino acids. The record is from RefSeq and is a predicted model, not a curated record. Gene Ontology annotation, molecular function: ATP binding; ATP hydrolysis activity; ATP-dependent peptidase activity. The transcript is spliced from 5 exons.
AUUGAUAUUACUUUGUACCCACGCAUAUAAGCAAGUUUAGAGACGCACAGGAUAGAGAUAAAAGCACAGAAGAAACUUCCAUCUCAUCAAAACCAUGGCUUCCACCACCACUGCCAAUCCUUUGCUCUCUUCGAACUGCUUAGGGUCUAAAAUCUUUCUUUCUCCUCCAACCCCGAAAACCACCAAAUCACCGCUUCCUUUGCCUCUCUUCUCCAAAAGAAAGUCUGCAAUCACUCAAAGCAUUCUCAACAAAAAACCCAAUUCAGUGCCUUUGAAAUCUCUCUCGUCCCAAGCCACCUUAGCUGCCUUGAUCUUCUCUACUGUUUCCCCACAAGCUACCCUAGCCCUUGACAACCCCGCACCCCCUCAACCCCCACCAGUAAUCGAAGCCGAACUCACCAAAUCUAGCCCCUCAAAUCCCUCGCCUUUCUCACAAAACCUCCUCCUCACAGCCCCAAAGCCCCAAUCCCAGAACAACUCUGACCUCCCAGAAGGUGGCCAAUGGCGAUACAGCGAAUUCUUGAACGCAGUGAAGAAGGGCAAAGUAGAGAGAGUCAGAUUCAGCAAAGACGGCUCUGCUCUUCAGCUCACCGCCAUCGAUGGCCGCCGAGCCACUGUAAUUGUCCCCAACGACCCGGACCUCAUCGACAUCUUGGCCAUGAACGGCGUCGAUAUCUCAGUCGCCGAGGGAGAUUCGGGCAACGGGUUGUUUAAUUUUAUUGGUAAUCUUCUGUUCCCUAUCAUCGCUUUUGCUGGACUGUUCUUCCUCUUCCGCCGAGCCCAAGGCGGCCCCGGCGGGCCAGGUGGGCUAGGUGGCCCAAUGGACUUUGGAAGAUCGAAAUCCAAGUUCCAAGAGGUCCCCGAAACCGGCGUUACAUUCGCCGAUGUAGCAGGAGCUGAUCAAGCGAAGCUUGAAUUGCAAGAAGUCGUUGAUUUCUUGAAAAACCCAGAUAAGUAUACUGCCCUGGGAGCUAAAAUCCCUAAAGGGUGCUUGCUAGUGGGACCCCCUGGUACCGGGAAGACCCUAUUGGCAAGAGCAGUCUCCGGCGAGGCAGGCGUGCCAUUCUUCUCGUGUGCCGCUUCGGAGUUUGUGGAAUUGUUUGUGGGAGUUGGGGCUUCGAGAGUGAGGGACUUGUUCGAGAAAGCCAAGUCGAAAGCGCCGUGCAUUGUGUUCAUCGAUGAGAUUGAUGCGGUGGGGAGGCAGAGAGGGGCGGGGCUUGGAGGUGGGAAUGAUGAGAGGGAGCAAACUAUCAACCAGCUCUUGACGGAGAUGGAUGGGUUUUCAGGUAAUUCGGGGGUGAUUGUGUUGGCGGCUACAAACCGGCCUGACGUACUUGACUCAGCGCUGUUGAGGCCGGGCAGGUUUGACAGGCAGGUCACUGUGGACAGGCCUGAUGUUGCUGGUAGAGUAAAGAUCCUUCAGGUACACUCGAGAGGGAAGGCUCUCGCAAAGGAUGUGGACUUUGAGAAGAUAGCGAGAAGAACCCCAGGUUUUACAGGGGCUGAUUUGCAGAAUCUGAUGAACGAAGCAGCUAUUCUUGCAGCCAGGCGUGACCUCAAGGAAAUCAGCAAAGAUGAGAUAUCUGAUGCGCUGGAGAGAAUUAUUGCUGGACCAGAGAAGAAAAAUGCUGUAGUGUCAGAAGAGAAGAAGAAACUAGUGGCUUAUCAUGAAGCCGGGCAUGCUCUAGUUGGUGCAUUAAUGCCUGAAUAUGAUCCUGUAGCCAAGAUAUCAAUCAUUCCUCGGGGCCAAGCUGGUGGCCUUACCUUUUUUGCUCCAAGUGAAGAGAGGCUGGAGUCUGGACUUUAUAGUAGAAGCUACCUGGAGAAUCAGAUGGCUGUUGCCCUGGGUGGAAGAGUUGCCGAAGAGGUAAUUUUUGGCCAGGAAAAUGUAACUACAGGAGCAUCAAAUGACUUCAUGCAAGUAUCGCGGGUGGCAAGGCAGAUGGUUGAGAGAUUUGGGUUCAGUAAAAAGAUAGGACAAGUUGCCAUUGGCGGACCUGGUGGAAAUCCCUUCUUGGGUCAACAGAUGUCAUCCCAGAAAGAUUACUCGAUGGCAACAGCUGAUGUAGUGGAUGCAGAGGUUAGGGAACUGGUAGAGACGGCAUAUUCCAGGGCCAAACAUAUCAUGACCACCCACAUUGACAUACUUCACAAGCUUGCUCAGCUACUCAUCGAGAAAGAAACUGUUGACGGGGAGGAGUUCAUGAGUCUUUUCAUUGAUGGGAAAGCUGAACUAUACGUUGCUUGAUCCCACCGCUCAAGCGUCAAAAUCUUGGUGUUAUAAAUUUCAUAUACGCAUAUACAAGUUAGGAACCAAUUAAUUAUUUCAGUAAAUUCAAAAAAAAAAAAAAGGGAAAACAAUUGACAGCAGAAAUCAAGUUCCUCUCUCUAUCCAUCGCUCUCUAUCUUACACUUUUAAACAGAAA